Messenger RNA from Haliotis rufescens (red abalone), 2539 nucleotides. Its product is annotated as calcium/calmodulin-dependent protein kinase type IV-like. Bases 82 to 1164 code for a protein of 360 amino acids. Lineage: Eukaryota; Metazoa; Mollusca; Gastropoda; Lepetellida; Haliotidae. The transcript is spliced from 12 exons. Gene Ontology annotation, molecular function: ATP binding; calcium/calmodulin-dependent protein kinase activity; calmodulin binding. Gene Ontology annotation, biological process: protein phosphorylation. The record is from RefSeq and is a predicted model, not a curated record.
UCACAACGUUUAGACAUGGCGGUUUAGUCUAGCAACGGCCCCGGACAGCGAGCACACACUGUUGCGUGUAAACAAAUCAAGAUGCCGAUAGGAAAGAGGGAAGAAUUUUGGGUGAAUGAGAGCAUAAAGAAUGAUUCUUUUGAAUCUUUCUUUAACGUGGGCAAGGAAUUGGGGAGGGGUGCUACCUCCUUUGUAUACAAGUGCGAGCAGAAGGGUACUGGUAUUCCAUGGGCAGCCAAAGUAAUCAAGAAACAUGUAGAUAAAAAAGUUGUGCGCACAGAGAUAGGAAUCCUGUUGAAAUUAAGUCAUCCCAAUAUCAUUAGACUUAAAGAGAUCUAUGAGACCCGGACAGACAUUACACUGGUGCUGGAGCUGGUGACCGGAGGGGAGCUGUUUGACAGAAUUGUGUCUCGUGGCUUCUACAGUGAGAAAGAUGCAGCCAAGGCAGUGCGGGACAUGCUGACUGCAGUUGAUUACCUGCAUGAAAAUGGUGUGGUACACCGAGACUUGAAGCCAGAAAACAUGUUGUAUGAAAAUUUGGCUCCUGAAUCAAAGCUGAAAAUAGCUGAUUUUGGGCUGUCAAAAAUAAUAGGACCAGAAGUUACCAUGACAACAGUUUGUGGCACACCUGGAUAUUGUGCUCCAGAAGUUCUCCUUGGAAGGAAGUACACCCAGGCAAUUGACAUGUGGAGUGUGGGUGUCAUCACAUAUAUACUUUUGUGUGGCUACGAGCCAUUCAGUGCUGACACAGACCGUCAGAUGUACAAGCGCAUCAUCAAGGCAGAUUAUAAGUUUGAUUGUCCCUGGUGGGACGAGGUGUCAGAGAACGCUAAGGACCUUGUACGAAAGAUGCUGCACCUGGACCCUAAAAAGCGUGUGACUGCUGCAGAAGCUCUUAAACAUCCGUGGGUGAUGGGCAAGGCCGCUCGUAUGGACCACAUGGAGUCCACCUUCGACAACAUCAAGGAGUUCAAUGCCAGGAGGAAACUUAAGACUGCAACAGAGGCGGUCAUGGCUGUUGCCAGGGCAACCAGAAAUAUCACUAAUAUAUUUGAUGGUCAAGGCCUAGCAGGUCUUGCAGAACCAUUCCCAGUUGUGGAACAGGCUGGUGAACUCUCUGCACAAGUCAUUGAUCAAAGUGAACUCACUGCUGCUGCGAGCUAAAUCCCUGCUGAUUGGUAAUCAACUGACUAAUCACAAGACAGUGACAUUGAUUGGCUAUUAACUGACCAGUCACAAGACAGUACCUGUAUGGAUUUUUAUCUUCAAUUUUUCUUUGACCGAUGAACAUUGAGUAUCUGUGAUAUUGUGAAAAUGAUCUUAGAUGAUGAAAUGGUGACUUGCAACCCAUGGUAUUGAAGGAUAUCUUGGAAAGACAUACUGAUCUUCAUUGCACCUGAUGGCUACUGAGAAGCUCCCAGUGAUGGAGUAUCUGAUGUUGGACUGUUUGUUACUAUUGUUUUACAUUUAUAAGGUGUUUCAUUUUGUGAAAGAGAUCUUUCAGAAGUCAAUGCCAGUAUAUUCUGCUCUGUUGAUUUGUCAUGGUGAUUUGUAUCUUAGGAUUCUUUCCAGGUAUAUUAAUUUAAGAAAUCAUGCGCAGGUGUAUUUAAAUAUUACUUACUAGUGUUGAGAACCAUGUAUGUUUUCGCCUAUCUUUAAUAUGUACUGGUCUUCCAAUGCAGUAUGUGAUGCAUAUUCUAUUAUCAAUUGCUGAAGAAGUACUUGUGCGAUACAAUAUUAUCUUUAUAGUCAAGAAAUAAACAACGAGGUGUUUAUCAUACAAUAAAACACUGCAGGGAGAAUAAACCAUGACCACAGACCUAAUAGGCUUAUUGUCCCUACUGUGUUUUAUUUUACGAUAAGCAAACAAACAUGAGUUGUGUAUUUCUUUAAUGAUAUUUCAACAUUAUGUCCAUUUUACAAACAGUUGAGUAAACUUUGGUAUUUCCCGCAUAUUCUCACAAUCCUCACGUCUAUUAUCUGUACCUUUUCUCCCAAUACCGAUCGUCAUAUCUCUUCCACUUUUGGAUGCGAUCGUUCUGCCACUGUGUUUAUCUGCGUACCUUGUAGCUGGCUGCUUGAUGUGUCACCUACCACAGGGCUACCUUGUCUGAUGACCUUGUAGCUGGCUGCUUGAUGUAAGUUUCACCUACCACAGGGCUACCUUGUAGCUGGCUGCUUGAUGUGUCACCUACCACAGGGCUACCUUAUAGCUGGCUGCUUGAUGUGUCACCUACCACAGGGCUACCUUGUAGCUGGCUGCUUGAUGUGUCACCUACCACAGGGCUACCUUGUAGCUGGCUGCUUGAUGUAAGUGUCACCUACCACAGGGCUACCUUGUAGCUGGCUGCUUGAUGUGUCACCUACCACAGGGCUACCUUAUAGCUGGCUGCUUGAUGUAAGUUUCACCUACCACAGGGCUACCUUGUAGCUGGCUGCUUGAUGUGUCACCUACCACAGGGCUACCUUAUAGCUGGCUGCUUGAUGUGUCACCUACCACAGGGCUACCUUGUAGCUGGCUGCUUGAUGUAAGUUUCAC